Zootermopsis nevadensis is the source of this 1140-nucleotide messenger RNA. Its product is annotated as E3 ubiquitin-protein ligase RNF181. The record is from RefSeq and is a predicted model, not a curated record. Gene Ontology annotation, biological process: protein ubiquitination. Gene Ontology annotation, molecular function: ubiquitin protein ligase activity. Gene Ontology annotation, cellular component: cytoplasm. Lineage: Eukaryota; Metazoa; Arthropoda; Insecta; Blattodea; Termopsidae.
CUGUUAUCAAGUGCAUUCAAUCUGUAGUUUGUGAAGUUAUUAUAAUGUACAGCAAAUUGUGUACACACCGUGUUCACAGUUGAUUGUCAAAUCGCAGAAUUCAUUAGAAUUCUUGCUGGUACUUUUAAUCUGUGAGCAUGUACAUGACGUACAGGAAUUUCAAAUGUGGAAUGUAAUCUGUGUAAGAAUUUGCUUGUAAUGGUGUCUUGUAGGGUAAUUUAAAGUUUGUGUGUAUAAAACAACUAUAUUUUGAAGUCAAAAGUUUACUUUGUAGACAGCCAUGGCAGAUUAUUUUGAAGAAAUGGGCUGGGAGCCUUUGGGCCCAGGGCAAGCACCAGAUCAACUUUUGCAUUUGGCAAGAUUACUUAGGGACUUUGGGAUGUGGGAGGAGUUGGGACAUGGACAGAGACUGCCACCAUCUGCAUCAAAGGCUUCCAUUAUGAACUUGCAGGAGAAGGAAAUCAAAAUUUCUGGUGAACAGUGUCCUGUAUGCUUGAAAGAAUACACAGUUGGAGAAACUGUGAAAGUGAUGCCAUGCAAACAUUCCUUCCAUUCAUCAUGUAUAUUGCCAUGGUUGGAAAAGACCAACUCUUGUCCUCUGUGUCGUCAUGAACUACCAACUGAUGAUGAAGAAUAUGAAAUGUACAGGAAAGAAAAACUGAGAGCUAAACAGCGAGAAGCAGAGUUAGAAACGUUACACAGUUCUAUGUUUUCUUAACAUGUGACGUGAAAUAUAGUAAACUGCUAUACAAGAUGCAUAUACUUUUAAUAUGACAGUGACUUCUCCAGGGCUAUGCAAAAUGAAAUAUUGCUAGGUUGGGAAUGGGUCAUAUCAUCAUGUUGUUAAGACUUGAUCUUGAAAGUAUCCUUUGGGUGUAAAGUAGCUCAUACGCAGAAGAUAAUUUGUGACAUUCUCUGCAUUGUUAUUGGUGUAUAGAGUUUUAUUUUGCUGCUAUGUGUGAUGUGUUUUUUGCAUGAAAUGCCGCUCUUUAGAUGGACAGUUAUUGUUUAUUACAUGAUGUUCAUGUCUUCUGUAAGUGAUGCUGUUUUUGUAAGCUGGUUUAACUAUAUAAAUAAGUCUCCCAACUACAUAGUAUGAGCAGUUACUGCAACUUGUACUUGGGAGAUGCCUGGUAUGAA